AUCCAAUUUCCUCUAUAAAUACCAAUCUGAAUUCAUUUUCUUUGAAUCUCCUUGAGUCAUUCUCAGUUCAGACUCCAUUUCAGAGCCUAAAAAGGGAAAGGAAAAACAAAAAGAGAGAGAAAUUUUAGUAUACUUGAACAAGAACCAUAAACAAGAAGAAGAAGAAGAAGAAGAAGAAGAAGAAGAAAAAGAAGAAGAAGAAGAAGAAAAAGAAGAAGAAGAAGAAGAAGAAGAAGAAGAAGAAGAUUUUAGUGAUUAUUAAUUAUUAUUGAAUUGAAAAUCAAUAAUAACAAUAAUAAUGGGGAGAGCUCCUUGCUGUGAGAAAAUGGGGUUGAAGAAAGGUCCUUGGUCUCCUGAAGAAGACAGAAUUUUAACCAAUUUUAUUCAAAAUCAUGGCCAUAGCAAUUGGCGAGCUCUUCCUAAACAAGCUGGUCUUUUAAGAUGUGGAAAAAGCUGCAGACUUCGUUGGACAAAUUAUUUGAGACCUGAUAUUAAGAGAGGCAACUUCACCAAAGAAGAAGAAGAUGCCAUUAUUAACCUACACGAAUUGCUUGGCAAUAGAUGGUCAGCAAUAGCAGCCAAGUUGCCGGGUCGAACUGACAAUGAAAUCAAGAAUGUUUGGCACACACACUUGAAGAAAAGGCUGGAAAAAAAUGUAAUUAAAAAAGCAACAGCUGCAAAAUUAUCUGAAAACAAAAGAAAAAAACAAAUAAAACCAUCAAAUUCUUCUUCAUCCAUUAUUAUUGAUAGUACAAAUCAAACCCAAGUUCCCAAUUAUUCCUCAACAACAAUGUCCCCUUCUUCACAACAAUCUUCAAGUUGUGAGAUCUCUUCAUCACUCACAGAUCAUACUUACAUAACUGAAAAUGAGUACUACAGCUACACGGCCGAGGACGCCAUGCCGCCAAUUGACGAGAGCUUUUGGUCCGAGGUGGUCGAUAAUUCGAUGACGAAUUCCAAUUCCAAUUCAGAUUCGAGUUCAAAUUCGAAUUAUGAUAGUGAAGAGAAAAUGGAGGAAUUCCCACCGGUGUCCAUGGAUAUGAUGGAAACAGAUUCGGAUAAGAGAUUACACGGUCAAUGUGUUGUUGAUGAUGACAUGGAAUUUUGGUACAAUGUUUUUGUCAAAGCUGGAGAAAUUUCUGAAUUGCCAGAAUUUUGAAGAUCUUUGGAACUAUUCCCAUAUCAAUGGAAAUUCAAAUGUUUUCCUCAUUUUAGUUGAUAAAAUCAACGCCUCUAAUUAUUCAGAGAAUAAUUCACUAAAGGAUGAAGAUUAUUUGGAUAUCUGGAUUGUGGAGAGAAUUAUUGAGGGGAAAAUUAUGAAAAAAUCGAAAGAAAAAUUGAGAGAAAUUUGGAGAUUAUUGUGUGAAUCUGAAAGAGGUAGUCGUAAAUGAGUGAUGAAGAGAGAAAAAAGAAUGAAUUUGAGAUUUAUUUGCGGCUUUGGAUUGGAAUUUGUAUAUUCUUUUUCAAGUGAAAGAAAUUAUAAAAAAACAAAAAUUCUUUA
Messenger RNA from Cucumis sativus (cucumber), 1501 nucleotides. RefSeq names its product transcription factor MYB14. The record is from RefSeq and is a predicted model, not a curated record. NCBI's taxonomy places the organism in Eukaryota, Viridiplantae, Streptophyta, Magnoliopsida, Cucurbitales, Cucurbitaceae. The coding region runs from base 299 to 1159 and encodes 286 amino acids. The transcript has 3 exons.